Tarenaya hassleriana is the source of this 2153-nucleotide messenger RNA. Its product is annotated as L-type lectin-domain containing receptor kinase V.5-like. The coding region runs from base 102 to 2054 and encodes 650 amino acids. NCBI's taxonomy places the organism in Eukaryota, Viridiplantae, Streptophyta, Magnoliopsida, Brassicales, Cleomaceae. The transcript has a single exon. The record is from RefSeq and is a predicted model, not a curated record. Gene Ontology annotation, molecular function: protein kinase activity; ATP binding; carbohydrate binding. Gene Ontology annotation, biological process: protein phosphorylation. Gene Ontology annotation, cellular component: plasma membrane.
AUUGUUUGACUUUUUUUUUGUUAAAGUUGACUUUUUUAAAAUCAAAGAUACAAUAUGAAUUUAGUAUAUCAAUCCAGGACAUCUCUUUUCAAACGACAGAAAUGAUCAUGUCUGGUAAUCUUCUUCUUCUUCUUCUUCUUGUUCUGUCUUCCUUCACAGGAAAAUCCGAGAGUUUGUUCAUCACAGAAGGAUCUGCAAGUUUAGAAGCCAUCGGUUUCUUCAGAUUGACGAACACGACAAAGCACGCCUAUGGUCAGGCUUUCAAUAGCGAGCCUUACCUAAUCAAGAACUCAUCAGACGGUACCGUACCUUCUUUCUCCGUUACCUUCUUCUUCGCAAUAGUUCCUGAACGAGAACACAAUGGCUCCCAUGGCAUGGCUCUUGUAAUCUCGCCCACCAGAGGCAUUCCAGGGGCUUUCCCGGAUCAGUACCUCGGCGUUUUCAACGAUACCAGCAACGGGUUGAGCUCGAACCAUGUCGUUUCUGUAGAGCUCGACACGCACAAGGACGAUGAAUUCGACGAUAUUGACGACAACCAUGUCGGUAUCAACAUAAACGGGUUGAGGUCUGUGAAAUCUGCUCCUGCUGGUUAUUACGAUAAAGACGGUAACUUUAUAAACCUUUCGUUGAUCAGCAGAAGGGUGAUGCGGAUUUCGAUUGUGUAUAGCCAACCGGAAACACAGCUUAAUGUUACCUUAAGCCCCGCAGAGAUGGUAACUCAACCAGAGCAACCGCUUCUGUCUCUGAACCAGGAUCUUUCUCCGUAUCUGUUGGAGGAAAUGUAUGUCGGAUUCUCUGCCUCAACUGGGUCGGUUGGAUCGAUUCAUUACAUGUUGGGCUAUUAUAUCUUUCCGGACGUUGCGUAUCCGUCACUGGAUCUUGGUGUGAUACCUGUCCUUCCACCAUAUCCGAGGAAAGCCUCUCAAAGAACACGGAACAUUCUGGUUGUCUCCUUGACAUUCUCUGCCUUUGUCGCUCUUGUCAGCUCGGCCGUGGGAUUCUUCUUCUAUCUGAGACACAAGAAGGUUAAAGAGGUUCUCGAGGAAUGGGAGAUCAAAUACGGACCUCAUAGAUUUGCGUACGAGGAACUGUACAAAGCCACAAAGGGUUUCAAGGACAAGCAACUUCUUGGAAGAGGAGGGUUUGGUCAGGUCUAUAAGGGAAUCUUAUCCGGUUCCGAUGCAGAAAUCGCCGUGAAGAGGGUCUCUCAUGAUUCGAGGCAAGGAAUGGACGAGUUCUUGGCCGAGAUAUCGACCAUUGGCCGCCUUAGACACCCGAACUUGGUCAGACUUCUCGGUUAUUGCAGGCGUAAGGCUGAACUCUUCCUGGUUUAUGACUUCAUGCCCAAUGGAAGCCUUGACAAGUUCCUCUACAGUGAAUCGCUCACAUGGGUUCAACGGUUCAAGAUCAUAAGAGACGUGACCUCUGCACUGUUCUAUCUUCACCAUGAAUGGGUACAGAUUGUGAUUCAUCGAGAUAUCAAGCCAGCAAAUGUCCUGAUCGACCACCAGAUGAAUGCGAGGUUAGGAGAUUUCGGAUUGGCCAAGCUAUAUGACCAAGGAUACGAUCCUCAGACAUCUAGAGUAGCCGGAACCAUCGGAUACAUCGCGCCAGAGCUCGUUAGGACUGGAAAAGCGACGACGAGGACAGAUGUUUAUGCGUUUGGACUGUUCAUGCUGGAGGUUACUUGCGGGAGGAGGCUGAUACAGCCACGAGCAGAAGACAGAGAGGUUGUUCUUGUGGAUUGGAUAAUGGAUCGGUGGGAGAACGGAGAUAUUCUCGAGACAGUUGAUGAAAGAAUCCGGCAAGAACACGACAGGGAACAGCUUGAGGUGGUUCUGAAGCUCGGGGUGAUCUGUUCUCACCCAGUUGCGGAGGUCAGACCGUCCAUGGCAGACAUCAUUCGGAUCUUGGAUGGUGUUUCGAAUCUUCCAGAGAAUAUUCUCGAUAUCGUGAAAGCUGCAGAAUUCAGAGGAGCCGCUGGUGUGGCUAAUCUGAGGAAUUCCAUACCUAACUUGACGUACACGGAAUCUUUCACAUCACAGGGACGGUGAAGAUUUUCCACAUUUUUAUGUAAAUUCGUUUUUUCAAUCGUAUUUUAUCUUUUUGUAUGAUUUUCACACCCGUUUGAUUCUAGAAAUUUCCAAGUAUAA